UCGUCCUGGAACACGGUUCAAAGUUGGCAGGAAAUGUUGAUUUCGGCAGGAAAGGGACGAGGUCGUUCUUACCCUGCGAAAGCUGAUGACGACUACCCCCAGUCUGACGGAGACCGGUUUCCCAUCGCUCGGUAUUGGUGGAACGAGGGAGUCGUAGUCCUGCAAGAGAGUGUCUUUCAGCUUCUUCGUGCUCUCGUGUCGGAACAGGAAGAAUCUGGCAUCCCUAGCGAGUCGUCAGAUCGAUGGUGGGGGAGUCGGCCGUGACAUCUAGCGUAGGAUUGUCGCACUUCCCAUUCUCCCUCGGAUCACCUCGGCACGAGCCUCCCACGAUGCUGACUUCCAAGCCAAGUGCCUCUUCUGUUGGCCCCCUUCUUCAGCAGUUCACUAUGUUAGCUACGGCUGUGCAGAAUCAGCUGAUCAUCGAUCUCCGCUUUUACGGAGUGAAAAACGUACGCUUGCGUACAUUUUGCAAUUUGCCGCAGGAGGAAACGGAGGAAAAUUUGUGCGUGAAGGAAGAAAAGAAGCCGAAAAGAACAUGGAUCCUAGUCACAGUCGUGGCCGUGGCCCUCGGGAAUGCCUUUCCAUUGGGUUAUCAUCUCACCGUGCUCAAUGCACCUCAGGAAGCAGCUAUGCAGUCUGUCCUUGAAGGUCCUCUUCGAGAUGGUUUGAAGAACUUCAGAUGA
This is a messenger RNA of Darwinula stevensoni, 683 nucleotides long. NCBI's taxonomy places the organism in Eukaryota, Metazoa, Arthropoda, Ostracoda, Podocopida, Darwinulidae. The record is from the annotation of a GenBank genome assembly.